GCUUUUACUUCAAAUUACGGUACAUCAAAAGGCAAUCCCUCACUUCUCCAAAACUUUCAUCUUUUUUAUCCUAAACCCUAAUAAACUCCAUUUUUUAUUCACUGCACAAAAUUCAGCUCAUAUUCAGAGGAAGAACCACGAUGGAGAACAACAGCGAAACCCCUCCCUCCGAACCCUUGCAACAUCUCUCCAUUUCUCCUGAAUCCUCCUCACAGAUGAGCUUGAACGAAAGGUUUGAGAUAAUAAGGAGCAUUGGCGAAGAAUGUAUACAAGAGGAUGAGUUGAAGAGACUCUUGGCUAACAAGCCACAGCCCAUCUGCUAUGAUGGGUUCGAACCAUCUGGCCGGAUGCACAUUGCUCAGGGAGUUAUGAAAGCAAUUAAUGUCAACAAACUGACUUCUGCUGGCUGCAAAGUUAAAAUUUGGAUCGCAGAUUGGUUUGCACAGCUAAAUAACAAAAUGGGGGGUGACUUGAAGAAAAUCCAAGUUAUAGGAGAGUAUCUGAUUGAGAUAUGGAAAGCUGUAGGGAUGAAUCUGGAAGGGGGUCUGGUAGAAUUUAUUUGGUCUUCUGAAGAGAUUAACGCCAGGGCUCACGAGUAUUGGCCUCUUGUAAUGGACAUUGCUAGGAGGAACAAACUUCCUAGGAUAGUGAGGUGUUGUCAAAUUAUGGGUCGCUCUGAUCAAGAUGAAUUGUCGGCAGCCCAGAUUUUUUACCCGUGCAUGCAAUGUGCUGAUGUGUUUUUUCUUAAGGCCGACAUCUGUCAGUUGGGCAUGGACCAGCGCAAAGUAAAUGUACUUGCAAGAGAGUACUGUGAUGACAUAAAGAGAAAAAACAAGCCCAUAAUAUUGUCCCAUCAUAUGCUCCCUGGUUUGCAGGAAGGUCAAGAAAAGAUGUCAAAGAGUGAUCCGUCAUCUUCCAUAUACAUGGAGGAUGAAGAGGCUGAAGUGAAUGUGAAAAUAAAGAAAGCAUUCUGCCCUCCAAAGGUGGUAGAAAAGAAUCCAUGCCUUGAGUACGUCAAGUAUAUUAUUUUCCCAUGGUUCAACGAGUUCAAAGUUGAGCGAAAUUUGGAUAAUGGCGGUGACAAGACCUUCAAGAAUUUUGAGGAACUAGCAUUUGAUUAUGAAAGUGGGGAAUUGCAUCCCGGGGACCUCAAACCCGCUCUAGCAAAGACUCUUAACCUGAUACUACAGCCUGUAAGAGAUCAUUUCAAGAAUGACCCAAAGGCUAAAGAGCUAGUGAAACGAGUGAAGAGCUACAAGGUAACCAGAUGAUAUGGAGUGGAAUAAAACAAGAGGAUAUAUGACGAGUUUUCUUUCGAAGAUGCCAGUGCAUUGUGUCAUAUUGAGGUUCAAAAGAUUAUAAAAAACGUUUUAUACCCUUUGAUAUUCUUCGUGUUAUUUCCAGCUAUUUUAUUUCUUGGAUUCUGUUAGUUGAUAAGUGACAACGGAAUGUUUUCUGUAUUAUGAAUUUUAAUCUUAGGGUGUGUUUGAUAGGAGUUGAAUUUCAUGAAAAAUGGAAUUGGAAUUCCAACUUUUCAAG
This is a messenger RNA of Olea europaea var. sylvestris, 1539 nucleotides long. RefSeq names its product tyrosine--tRNA ligase 1, cytoplasmic. The transcript is spliced from 10 exons. Gene Ontology annotation, biological process: tRNA aminoacylation for protein translation. Gene Ontology annotation, molecular function: tyrosine-tRNA ligase activity; ATP binding. Lineage: Eukaryota; Viridiplantae; Streptophyta; Magnoliopsida; Lamiales; Oleaceae. The coding region runs from base 141 to 1271 and encodes 376 amino acids. The record is from RefSeq and is a predicted model, not a curated record.